This is a messenger RNA of Rhodotorula toruloides NP11, 1953 nucleotides long. RefSeq names its product HbrB-like family protein. Lineage: Eukaryota; Fungi; Basidiomycota; Microbotryomycetes; Sporidiobolales; Sporidiobolaceae. Gene Ontology annotation, cellular component: TORC2 complex. The transcript is spliced from 3 exons. Gene Ontology annotation, biological process: TORC2 signaling. The record is from RefSeq and is a predicted model, not a curated record. Bases 1 to 1953 code for a protein of 650 amino acids.
AUGCGGCCAGGCCAAAGAACGCCGACUUUGCCCUCGACAACAUCUCCCGUCGUGCCCGUCUUCCGCACUCUCGAGUCGUACAGCGCCAAGAACGUUGCCGCCGCCUUCGAACCGGUCGUGGACACCCGACAGGUCGACGACGUAUGGCAGCAGGUCUGCGUGCGGGUGUUGCCGCUCUUCAAUGGUGAAGGCAUGCGGGGCUACGUCGAGGAGUUGAACGAGCUUGUUCUAACUCACGUCCAGCGCACCUUCGCACGCUGCCAGACCUCACGCGUCCGACUACAGGGCCAACUCCCCUCUGUCAAUCUCUCAUCUCUCGUCACCGGCCUCCUUGUCGCCGACUUGACCGACCUGAUUCGCACCGGACUCACAACCCUCGCCAACAAGCUCUCCCCUCUCGCACCCGCACCCCCUCUCAAUGACGACCGGCUCCUCUCGCGCCUCAACGAGAUUUGGCUCUUCUUCUUUACCGGCAUCCUCCCGCAUCUCGAAGCCGUCUUCUGGGUCCUCCGCUCCGACGACCGCCUUCGCGCAGCAGUCGGCGAGACCUGGGAGGAGCGCGAGCGGCAAGGACGAACGGGUCACGCAGAAGGUCGCAUCGACGUUCGGCGAAUCGCUCUCAUCGAGUUUCGUGACCAGAUCAUCCAUCCGGAAAUCGGUCGCCUCUUGCAUCUCUUCAAGAGUCUGUACCGCGUGCCGCCUGGCCAUCCCGAUGUCGAGCGGUCGCGACAGGGUAGCCAAGAACCGUCCGCGUCUCCUACACCUCCCGACAUCCGCCGAACCCGCUCGCAACCUCCGCCUCAGAACGGCACCCAGUCUCCAGCCUUUGUCCCGCCACCGUCUCCACAUCCUCAACGGCAGCAUUCCUCCCCCUCCCGUCUCUCGCCCGACCCGAACUUUCUCUCCUCGUUCCCCUCGCCGUCAAAUACGCUUCUUUCGCCCACGAUGUCGCAAUUCUCGCCCUCGACUUUCGCCUCUCCGCCCACCCCGUCCGAUCCAUUCAGUGGCUCCGCCUCAGCGCCCAUCUCGUCCGAAAUCGGUCCAGCAGCAGCUUCACAAGCUCUCGCUCGUCGUCGGCAGAUGAUCGCCGUCCUCUCGUCGCUCUUGACCGCCGACGACCGGCAGCAAGAGAUGGACAGCCUGAUGCGGGCUAUCCGACCCGAGUUCAAUUCGCGAUACCGCAGGCGACGGAGCAGUUUCGACAGUGAUGAUGUGGCGCGAGCAGCAGGUCGCGUAGCCGGAGACAGUCGACGACCGAGGGCAGCGUCGGAAGGGUACGGAACGCCCGUCAUCGUAGGUCCGAUGGACGACGCGGGUCGCUCGGCGCUCGAUUCGGGCGCAAAUACCGGCAUGACGGGAUCACCACUCAUGCUCACCGAUGGGCCCUCGUCGUUGUCGGACGACACGCAUCUCCUCCCACCGCCCGUUCCCGCCGCCGUUCCUCUCGCUCCUCUCGCCCCGACCGCCCCGUCAGCACACCACAAUCUGCUGUCCACGACCGAGCGCAAGAUCACCGCACGGCAGCGCAGCCGAACGAUGGACUCGCUCGACGAGGAGCCGCCUCACAUCGACCAUUCGCAACACCCCAUGCCCCACCCUCUUCCAGCAGCAGUCACUUCACGCGCCUCGCUCGACGUCGCACCGAGCGCCGAAGCGGAGAAGCAGCAAGUGAAGAAGCAGCGUAGGCGCAGUUUUCGACCUUGGCUCUCACGGAGCGACUCGGCGAACAGCUAUGCCUCAGGUGCGAGCUCGAAGCUCGACGAGGACGCCGUGGCGGAUGAGUCGUCGUCUUCGAGGCCUGGCAGCGGGCAUGGGUCGGUCAGUCUGGGAGGAGACAAGUUGAGGAGGGGUUUGCUGAGGCGCAACUCGUCGAAGAAGGCGGUCGAACUGUCGGCGGUGCCGCAGCUAGGAGUCGCGAGCGGCUUCGCCGUCGAGGGGGACGUACUGGAGUGA